Seminavis robusta is the source of this 5290-nucleotide messenger RNA. The record is from the annotation of a GenBank genome assembly. Lineage: Eukaryota; Bacillariophyta; Bacillariophyceae; Naviculales; Naviculaceae.
AAAGAUUCAAGCCAGUGGAGCUAAAAUAGGCCUACACGUACGGUACCACAACCCCACACCGACGAAGGUCCGUCCGAAAUUAUCGGGAUUAUGACGAAAGAAAAGCCACUCGUCAUAGUCGGCGACCCUGUUGCGUUCCCAAUUCAAUCACCUCUUCUCUUGUCCCUUGACUUGUCUCUCUUUUUGCUUGUAGAAGAGCUGUGGUGGAGAUGUUGACCGCCCCAAUCUAUUUUGAUCGCCCUGUGGGUGCUACCGCUGAUGUUGCAGAGCUAGAAUUCAUCUCGGCGUUGAUGCAAACCGAGAAGCUCUUUCUGAGGCAGGAUGGAUCUCUGACAGCCCGAGAUAUCCACUUUUAUUUAAAGAGUCGCCAUGGUGUUCGAGUUCCUGUAGAAAAAAUUGAGCAAGACAUCAUUUGCCAGAUGGCUUGUGUUAUCCGCCCUGGAGGCAAGCAACGAAAUUUGCAAUCGUCCAACAUCACCACAAAAAAUGGAGUUGCGAAUACUAGUACUGUCAAGGUGGAUGCUGGGAGGAGCACCACUGGCGAGUUUUUUGAUUGCAUCAUGGAAGAUGAGGAACUUCAGCCACCACCAAGAGAGUACUCGCACCAACCCAAAGCAGGAGCACAACAAAACAAGGGCAUGUCCAAGAGAGUUAUGGCCCUGAGAGUUUCUCAAGCAAUCAGCCACGAUGACUACGAAAAGUACAAGCAGUACCAGCACCAACAAUUAAAGCUGAUUAGGGAGGAAAAUGAUGACAAUGGUAGCACAGAUGACACUGAUGCUGAUGACACUGAAACAGAAGAACUGAAAAUGAACUUGGUUCGGAUUGCUAGCUUGAUUUUGAUCCCCAAGCUGAGGCAAGCUCGAGUAGAUGCUGAUAAGGGCUUGGAAACUGAUGAAGUGGAUGUUAUUGAUGUGUUUUUGGCCAUUUUAAUGUCAGAAACCGGCCUCAAAUAUGAUCAAGAACUCACAAGGGAUGUACUGCUCCAUAUUCUUUCUUUCGGUGAAAAAAGAGACAAAAACGAUAGUGAUGAAUAUAUUGACAGCCUGAUGGAGACGGCACUGGCAUCACAUCCGGAUGCUAGACCCAGGUUGAACAAAGACACAAUGUUGCGAGUUUUGACAGAUGACAUUGAAGCCUAUGAUGUGGACUUGGAGAAUACCAAAGAAACUACAUUUGAGGAGGUAAACGCGAUGGAGGGAAGCGACGAAUCGAAACUACGAAGAAUAUACACUGCCGGCAACAUUGAUGCCAAUGCGGACACCUAUCGAAGCAAGACGUGGACUAUUGCUUCUUGGUAUGCCAUAGUGGUGAUACUGUUGGCCUAUCUGUUCAACGGUGUAUCACCUAAUUACCAGUGGCAAGCAAAGGACUGCACUACCGCUGAAUCCCAGGUUGGAUGUGCCAUUACGGUAGCCACCCUGCACUGGCUUGAGGUGUUUGUCUCCUUGUCCAUUGUUGGGUUUCCAUUCUUGUUCUUGGCCAAUCUGGGUAACUCAGUGUACCUGGAUCGAAACCAAGACAAGAGCAAGGUCGCAGCACUAAUAUGUGUUGCGAUGUUCAGCACAGCUUUGUACGUGUUCUUGCCCUUUUUCUACCGGGCAGAUUUUUGGUUUUUUCACUCGGAUCCAACCUCCAUUCCACCAGAAGAGAAUGACGGCUCCGUCCAACCAAACAAUAGUGCUUAUCUGGGACCCGUCUCCCUUCUGCUGGGGUGCUUUCUCUUGUGUGUCCAAAUGAUGCAGCUAAUGCGGCUGACUAUACCUGGGCAAAUGGGACGAUCUUGCAAGAAUUCCGCUUCAACAAUGAGAGCUGCGUUUGAAUGGAAAAAGGCAGCUAACAUGAAAGUGGACCGAGCUGUGUUGAAUGCCGUUCGGUGCCAUGUGGAUACCGUUGGUGUCAGGCCAGCAAAUUGGAAAAGAAAGAGCUCAAUUGGCAGGUCAGUCGGCAAGAUAUCCACGUCCAUCACACGCUACAAUCAGUCGUUUACCAAACAAGAGCGAGCAGGAGGCAUUCUCUGGACAUGGAGGAAAAUCCGUGACCGCACUUUAUUCUAUGAGGAGGGCAUAUACAUUUGGCCCAGACUUGUAGCUAGCAAUAUUGCCCAGUGGACGGCAGUUCUCAUCAUAGCGGGUGUUUUUGCAUUUGGUUUGUCUGUUCUGACCAAGGAGGAAGAGGUGGCACCUGAUCUUCUGUCCAAUGAAAAGUUUAUCCUUGUGCUUGCUGUUGGGUUCCCACCAGCAUUUUUCGCGGCAAUUUCAACUAGCUUGCUCUAUGUUCCCUCUGCGGUGUCCAGUAUUCUGAAGUACCGUUGCGGAGAACUGCGCAGCCUUGAUGAUAGGAGGUUUUUGCAGAAUCGGUUUGCCAUGGACUCCGCCAAUCUCUUGUUCGGUGCAGCCUUUUGGACGUGCUUGUGUUCUGCAGCUGCCUUUUACGCCCUUUUCAGCGUCUUUACCUUCUUGUGCUUAUAUGUUGACACACAACAAAUGAUGAUUCGAUUUACUGCCAACUGUAUCGGAAUGCUGAUAACGAUGAUACUCAAACAGGUGCUGAUGUUGUUCAUUCGAAGCCGAUGGAGUCGAGGGUACUAUCGAAGUCGUCCCGCCAUUGUCAACAUUAGCAACACAAUCCAGGAAGUAUGGAAUCUUGGACUAACGACUUUCACAGCUUUGGUUCGCGGCCUCAAGUUUAUGGCUAUCUUCCUUCUUUACUUGGGACGAAUUGACAGAGAAGUGUUUGCUCCUGGCGUUGGAUGGUUCAGAGAUGAUAUACCUUUGGAUGGGUUGCCACAUUGCUUUGCCCGUGAUUUACUGAUCCAUGAGGCCCAUCGCCAUCCACUGAUUGAAAGACUUGGUCUCCUGUUCAUGAUAAAGCUACGGAAAGGAUCUGACUUUGGAACUCGCGGGGGUGCAGCGUGGCGCAUGGCCUUCACAGGAACCCUCAUGCCGUGGCUGCGAAAGUAUGGUGGUAACUUGGGUGCUGUAUGGAAUAAUUCACGUAAUGCCGAGGAGCAGCGAUCUGCACUCUCGGGACUCUCCAAAGAUGCUUUGGUCGAGAACUUGAUGGUGCUGGAACAAAACUAUAAACAAAUGGCGGAACAAAUGAAAAAUAUUGGUAACAGAACCAGGAUCUUGAGACCAAAAGCUGGCAGUGAAGAUCAAGAUGAUACGGUGGAGGCAGAUGAUGAUGUCUCUGGACCUCUACUAGAAACCUAUCUCAAAGAGCAAGAGGCUGGUGACCCUCCUGCUUCAACACCUGAGGAGAGACCUGUGGUUCAUUUGACCACGAUUACUGGUGGUACAUUCGAUUGAGGCUUCCAACUAAGUUGUACCCCAAAUUCAAACUGCUGCAGCAUCGGUGAAAGACUAUUGCACGGAGCAGUGCAAUAUUUCCAGCCUCGUCCGAUUGCAACAUUUCCAGCCUCCGAUUGGUAGCUCCUAGCUAGAUCACAGCAGUCCAGAACGAACUGAUGUUCUUUCACUCGACUGCACCAUACUGUAGUGCACUACACGAAAACCGCGCCCUGUUGCAUGGGAUCCGAAUCGAAUUAUUCGUCGUCCUCGAUUGCUUCAAAGCAGCAUCACCGAUUCAAUCUACCGGUAUCAUUCAAUACGCGCUUGACACUCAUUACCGGUGGCACAACUGUUUGUGCGUGGCCUCGUGUUGAUGGCGUUUCUUGGCAAGAACACUGGCUGUAAUUAAUUGUUUAGACAAAUCACCAGCAAUGUGCUAUCGGUGCUACAGUACUAAACCCUCACAUAUCCUCCAUAAUCAUCAGGGUCUCAUCGAGUUGGAGACAGGAGCCGUACAAACGUUCCAGGCCCAAACAAAACUUUUUGUGAUUCUGUUUGUCCGCCUCGUGAUCAUUCUCAUCCAUAUCACCAGCUUCCUGGGCCCGUUCAAUCCAGUUCUUCCCAACUUCCACUUCGUGUUGGCGCCUCAGCCGCAAAUUGAGAAGCGCCGUGCAGACAUUGUCGGUCGCAUUCUUGAGGAUGCGCUGACCAUUGACGGUCCAGAGGUAGAUCAUGUUGGAAGGAUUAUGUUGUCGGCUUUGGCUGAGGGUGAAAAGAUCAAUGUAUUUGCUGCGAUACAGACGAUGCAGAAUCUGCCACGAACAAGCAUCAACAAAAUAACCAUGAGGUAUAAAAAUAAAUGAAACGAGAACAAAUCCACAAAUACUCGAUUCUCACGCAUGUAUCGUACGCACCUCUCUGCAAUCCUUGGCUGGCACCAUGGAGACUUCGGCAAGAGAAUCCGAUUCCAAAUACCCGUUGCGAGACAAUACGGUGACAAUACGAGCGCCCACUUCUCCGUGAUGAUCCAAAAUCAUUUGAUUGGUGAUGCGUUGUUGCAGGUACUGGACCAUUCGAGUAGUACAAAUCUCGAAUCGAGAGUCCUCCGGUUUGGCCCCUGUUUCGACUUCCAAGACACAAAUGGGAGAUUUGUACGAUGCCAAUUGUUGCAAUGCUCUUGCCACUUGCGAAACGACCGCCAUAUUACGACUCGUGUUGUUGGCGACAGCUGCCUGUCGCUUUUUCUCCAACAACUCUUGAACGGGUUUGGGAAGGUACCGUUGAAUGCUGGCUGCAUCAAAGGUCAUUUCGGUAUCGGUACUCUUUUCGGCAUGUCGCCUGUGGGCUAGAUAUUUCAAUGCCGCAGUGACCAUAGAUCCGGCAGAUUGUACUUUGUGUCCAUAUCGUUCCGCCACAAGACGUCCCAAGAUGAAGCUUCGAAGAGACUCGUGAAACAUGGCAAUGUUGACUCUCCAGACCGUGUGACGAGUCAGAAAUCUCUUGUAGGCCGAGCCUUUCAGCAAACUGACAAUCUCAGGAUCUUCUUCCUCCUGCAGUUUGACAUUGUCAUCAGCCGCAUCGUUGCCUGUCUUUUGCUUCUUUUUGGGUGGUUCCUUGGCUUCAAAUUCUGUUUCUCCGGCAUCUGGGUCCGCGUUUUCUGACUCGUUUUUCAUUUUGGGUACUUCUUCCAGAAAGCCAGCUUGUGCCAAUUUUUUGAAACUCUCUAGAACCGUCUGUUUCAAGGCAGUAUUGUCUUCUUUCUUUUUGCUAUCAUCCGGCUUGUUCUCGUCAUCGUCCUCUCCCUCAUUCGCAGCUUCCUCAUUCGCAGCAGCUGCUUGCUCGAGUCUCUCGACAGUCUUGGAGACUGCAUCCACAGUCCUGAGCCGUCCUUGCACGAGCAAUUCUUCCACCAAGGCAACGGCAUUAUCAUCCAGGGCCCUCUUGGCAUACUCUACAUAGCGAGGAUACCUGGGUAAGAGGCGAGCUCUGGUUCGGUC